AUGGGAUUAUUUUGUUUAAAAUCAUUAUAUAAAUGUAUUAUGUGCGUUUGUACAUACCAUAAAAAUGUAUCACUAAAUACAAUCAAAGAUCAUUUUAAGCGUCAACAUGAUAAUAAAUAUAAAUCAAUUGAAGAGCAGGAGUAUCUAAGAAUAAAAAAUAAUAUUACAUUAAAUACAAUGCGUAAUGUCACUGUUAUAGAAGAUGAUGAAGAAUAUAUUACGGAAUUACCCACGCGACCUAUUGUUAAUAAAGAUUCCAUUUAUGAGGUUAAAGAUAAAUAUAUGUUAAAUAUACAACAUAGUAUUAAAAAUUCGAUUUCUGAGAAAGAGGAUGUUGAUUUGAAGAAAAAUUUAUCAUUUGAUUAUGGUAGUAAACGACAAAAAAUUGGAAUUAUUAUCGAUGAUAAGAAUAUAAAUUUUCAACUAAAAGAAUCAAGAUUAGUUAUGAAUAAAUAA
This is a messenger RNA of Dentiscutata erythropus, 456 nucleotides long. Lineage: Eukaryota; Fungi; Glomeromycota; Glomeromycetes; Diversisporales; Gigasporaceae. The record is from the annotation of a GenBank genome assembly.